Messenger RNA from Hemicordylus capensis (graceful crag lizard), 2726 nucleotides. It is a transcript of the gene CCDC62, whose product is annotated as coiled-coil domain containing 62. Bases 387 to 2471 code for a protein of 694 amino acids. The record is from RefSeq and is a predicted model, not a curated record. Lineage: Eukaryota; Metazoa; Chordata; Lepidosauria; Squamata; Cordylidae. The transcript is spliced from 14 exons.
UCCUGGGGCCAAAAGGGAAACCCCCACCCCCUCCCCAGGGAUGCCAUAAACCGGAGUGAAACCGCUUUGAUGUUCGUCUAAAUGCGUGGGUGGGUGGCCGAGUACUGCGUGUAGUCGCCGCUGAGGGCGAGGCGAGGGGGCGCCCGUUGCCCCGCGCACGCCCCGCACGACAGCCCAGCGGAGGCGGCGGCGGCGACGCGGGCGGGCGUGGAGGCCGAAUGAAUCGCGCGGGAAACGGCGCAGCGGCCGGCGGCGGUUAACAUCCGUACAGCUUAGGUGCAACUAACAAGGAUGGAAUUCUUCACUCUUAUGGGGCAUUGAAACUGAAUGUGUCCACAGUAUUUCUCAAAUCAUUUGCACUUGAGAGACCUGUUCCCAGAUCCCCUAUGAAUCCAUCACUGACUUUCUCCACUCCACCCCAGAACCCAAACCCUGAUCUGGAGAGCCUCACCAUUCAGAAACAGAGGAAAGAACUUCAACUGUUAAUUGUUGAACUGAAAGACCGUGAUAAGGAGCUCAACGAUAUGGUUGUUAUUCACCAGAGGCAGCUGUUGGCUUGGGAGGAUGAUCGUCAAAAAAUACUGACUUUGGCAGAACGGUGCAGCAGAUUGGAGAAUGAGCUGCACAAGAGAAAUGAGAUGAUAACUGCACUGACCCAGAGAUUAAAGCUCCUGGAAUCCCAGCAGAAAGAUCGCAAGAUCACCCUUGAGAAUACUCAGCAGAAACUUCAGGAGCUGUCUCAGAGAGCAUCUGACACAUCUCAUCAGUGUCAGGCCCUGGAGGAGAAAAAUCAAUCCCUCAGCAGCUCGGUGAUGGAACUCUCUAAUAAAGUGGGCCAGCUGCAAGCUAGAGAACAGGAGCUGUUGACUAUGUUAAAGUUAAAGGAUAAUGAUAUACUUGAAGCGACCAAUCACAUUACUGAAUUUACAUGCAAGUUUAAGAAGCUGGAAAAUGCUCUGCGCGCAGCAAGGAUGGAAGAAUCGAGCACCAACAGAGAGAAACAGGACUUCAAACUCAGGCUGAAGGAGAUUGUGUUGGAAACAAACAAAUUAAAAGGUGACCUCAGCGAAAAAACAAGAGAGAACAAUGAACAGAGAGAAGAAAUCAUACGCCUCAAACAAGAAAACAAUUAUUUGAACAAUGAAUUGAUGCUUAGUGCUGAGAGAGCCAACAGAAAAGACCAGCUUCUUCAUUCGGCCAAAUCGAAACAACUGCGGACCGACACAGAACUGAGCAAUUUGCGACAGAUCUAUGUGAAGCAGCAACGGGAUCUGCAGUUCCUUCAUUUCAAUCUGGAGAGUUCUCAGGAAACGAAACAGAAACACAAGAAAGAAGCCCGCGAAACGAGCAGAGGGGUGGUUUUGUCAGAUCUUGGGAGUGGCAGCAACAGAGACACGGGCUGUAGCGAAACCAGUCAGAAGAGAAAUGCCUGCUUUAUGUACAUCCCCAGCCGUAGUUCGGAAAAGAUUUGCCAAGUGUGCAGAGCUGAGAGUAGGCAGCCGAUGGGCACCGAGGCGAGACGGUCAGGAAACUUGGAUCAGUUUCAGGAAGGGCUGUUUCACGAGCAGAUAACCCCACGCAAGCAAGAGCGGAAGCAGAAUGACUCCUCAAGCGCUGGGGAGACAGACAGUAGACCUGCCUCUCUGGCAGACAGCAUGUGGACGAUGGAAGGCAGGGAACUCAUGCUGGUUUCUGAGCCAAACCUUGUUGCCUCUUUGCCAAUACACGAGCAUUGGUUUGAUCUGAACUCGGGUGCAGAGCCCCCAAAGUGCCAGAGCCACAUGCCGAAGCGCUCCGAUAAAUCCAUGGGGGAUUCACAAGCUGGGACUCCAGGUGGGCCAAGGCUCAGCAAGUCUCCUGGUCUGGUUAAAAUGCUGGACUCUGGUUGCUGUUCGUGCUGCUCCAUAAGCAAAACCAUCCUGUCCCAACCAGUGACGGAUCAGGAGUGGAUGCAGAUUUUCAAGCCUGUAAAAGGAGGAGGAGGAGGAGGAGGAGGAGGAGGUGUCCCAUGCGGAGCUUUCCCCAGCAGUCCAAAAUCUACUCGUGGAAUUAAAGUCAGCAAGUCUAAAAGUGACCAUGAUGGAGACCUGAACCUUUCGGAGUUGGGUGCUCCAUGCUUGACAUCGACACAGAAGACAAGCAGGCCCAAGAUACAUGAGAAGUUUGUCGACGGAGACCUCCCUUUGGAGCUCGCAAGUUUGACAGAUCUUGAGGCAGCCACUGGGUGCUGCCAUUCCCCCCUCCACCACGAUUCCUGCUCUCCCACCAGUAAGCUGCAGCGGCUGCUGGCAGAGUCCCGGCAGAUGGUAGCAGACCUGGAGCUCAGCAACCUUCUCUGUACCAGCCCUCGCUGCAGUCCCAACAGCAGCAGCAGCAUUCAGACGGCAAUGGAGUAUCCCAAACCCCUUUGCAAAGGGAGAUUGCCAGCUGUGGAGGAAAGCGAGAUGAAACUUUCCCUCUUUUCUUUAUGACCAGGCAACGUACCUUCCCUUCCCUUCCCAGCCGUCCCACCUUUUGUCUGCAAGAGCAAAGAAAACAGCCUUGUUUUGAGUGCACCUCUCUGGAAGACUGAAGAGGUGUGUCAUCCCAACGGAUAGUUGCCCAUCAUUCUCCAGCACCUCCUGAAAACCUGCCAAAGAUCUGUGACUAAAAGCUGGAAUUUAUUCUCUAGUCGUUUUUUUAAAACCUAGAAUUAUGCUCAAAUGAAUAAAAACUAUUUCAUCGUA